UGGGUCACGCAGAGUGCGCUCCCUUACAGCACAUGUUUGCUGUAUAUCUGAUAAUUAAUAGUCUUAAGAUCUGUAGAUCAAUUAAUAAGAUGUCAUUGUGUUGACAACAGGUUACCUAGCCCUUGACGUUCGUGAAUAUAACAUCACCAAUACAACUCAGCUUGGUACUUUUUGAGUCAAUGUCUAGUUCAAAGCGAACUCGAUGAAAUCUGUGCAUUUUCAUUACGAAGUUAUUCGAUCACAGUUGUUUUGGUUAUCGUCUGUUACUCAGAAAUGUUUCGAGCGUUCGCCAGUCAGCGAAUCUGUCAGUGGUGCUGUAGUUUUCAUCAGCAUCUAAUCCGAAUGCACUUCACGAAUGGUGUGGCUACUGAACUUCCAAGAAUCACCAUUCCAGUUAAAAUGCAGAAACAGCUGAUAAAACUGCGUGAACGGAAGCAGCACAAACAGCACCAGUCAAAGAAACCAUCAUUCAAGUCACCUCUUGUUAUAUCUUGCAAGCGCAGUAAUUACAACCACCACAGAGGACAGACUUACAGUGAUUUUGGGCCAUCAACAUUGGCAUCAUAUGGCUGGAAAAAUCGCAAAGCAGCUGGGGAUUAUAUGACAAUCAUGUGUCAUGACAAGAAUCCAGCACUGCUGUCAGAAGAGUCAGAAAUAACAUUUACUGAUUUAAAACUUGAUGAUGACAUAAAGAAGGCAGUACUUGCACUUGGCUACCAAAAACCUACCGCUAUACAGCAAGCUGCUUUGUCAUCUAUUCUGAGUGGAACACACACACUGUGUGCUGCUGAAACUGGCUCAGGAAAGACUCUGGCAUACUUGCUGCCAGCCCUUGACAUGCUGCUGAGACGAAAGAGAUGCGACAUAAUGACACAGACAGAGAACUCUCCUUCAGUCAUAAUUUUAGCCCCAUCCAGAGAACUAGCAGAUCAGAUUACAGGAGUAGCAAGGAGUCUACAAGAGCAUCUUGAUUUUGUUCCUUACUCAGUUUGUGGAGGAAGAGGGACAAAGGGUCGAUUGGCAUGGCCAGUGAGGAAGCCUAUGGACAUUCUUAUUUCUACACCUGGUGUAUUACGAAAAUUUCUUAUUGCAGGACACAUUAAACGGUCAGCCCUGCAGCAGAUUAUUCUGGAUGAAGCAGACACUCUGCUUGAUGACAGCUUCAUUGGCACUUUGGACAGUAUUCUGCAAAGACUGAGGGUCCAGGCACAGACAGGAAUCGACCCUGUUACAACUGACAACAAAGAGAAAUCUUCUCCAUUCGUGUCUGGUGUUCAGUUUGUGUUGGUCAGUGCCACAAUGCCACGAGAUUUGCAAAACAGCAUUGGCACCUACCUACCAGUGGACUCUAUUAAGAAAGUGACCACUGCUGGUUUAAAUCGACUGAUGCCUCACGUUCCCCAGAAAUUUUUAAGAGUGCUGCCAUCACGGAAACCAGAAAUAAUUCUAAAGCUAGCAAAGCAGCAAAUUGAAAGAAGUAUGCCAUCCAUGAUAUUCUGUAAUGACAGCCCCACAAGUUUCUUCUUAAAGCAUCUUUUGGAGGAAAAUGGUAUCACUUCUGCAAUUAUAAAUGGGAAGAUGCAGGAAAAGUACCGCCGUGGUGUGUUUGACAAGUUCAAAGAUGGGCAUUUCAACAUCAUGGUAGCCACAGAUGUGGCAUCUCGCGUAGACACCCUUCAUGUACAACAUGUCAUAAACUACGAUUUUCCCUUGUUUGUGUCUGAUUACAUUCAUCGAGCAGGCCGUGUUGGUCGUGUAGGGGCCAAGCACAAUGGUCAAGUGACCAGCCUUGUAUCACACAGUUGGGAGGUGGAUGUUUUAUGGCAGAUAGAGAUUGCUGCCAGAAAAGUAUCCGAAAUACACAAUGUCAAUGCCAACAUCAAACGAAAGGUGGAGGCCGAUUUUUCCAGGAGACAUGGCAAACCCUCCGACAUUAUUUGAUUUGGUGUUUUCGCGUGAAGCAAUACUUUGCUGUUGUGAAAAAUAGAGUAACAUUCAUGUGAGAUGCGUAGACAUGCCACAGAUCACAUGACCUCAUGCAUCUUGUGUUGGUAAUCAUGUGAGGUGUGGAGGCAUCUGGUGAUAGACAAAUUGGCUUCAGCCGGGCUGCCUUUUCUGAUGUUGUCUGAGGUGUUGUAGAGAUCUAUCCUUGUACAGUUGAAAAACAUGGAAGCCUGCAUCAGCCUGUGCUUGUUUGAACAUUGACAUUUAUUCUUUAGGUGUAGUAAACUGGUUAAUUCGUAGUCUGGAUACUCAGGAGAUUGCUUUUCAUAAUCAGUAAGAUGCCUUUAUUCAAGUGAUUACAGGCUGUGUUAUAAUGAGUAAAAGACUAAUGAAGAGUUUUUUCCUGUCCAGUAAUGGUUCUGUUUUAAACAUUUUUAAUUGAUCAUAUAAAUGAUCCUGAUUUGCAGUCAUGUAAAGCAACAAAGGCUUAAAAUUUCCUUGUUGUUAGAAUUUACAUUAGAUGAAUGCAGUUUAACUCCUGUCGCGAUAAGUUUUACUCGAGUGGAAAAUACACUUACUGGAAAUAAGAAUA
Messenger RNA from Pomacea canaliculata, 2536 nucleotides. RefSeq names its product probable ATP-dependent RNA helicase DDX28. Lineage: Eukaryota; Metazoa; Mollusca; Gastropoda; Architaenioglossa; Ampullariidae. Gene Ontology annotation, molecular function: ATP binding; nucleic acid binding; RNA helicase activity. The record is from RefSeq and is a predicted model, not a curated record.